ACAUUCUACCCCUUAACCUGAAAUACCUCCCCAUAAUUUCUCAAUAUUAUUCUCUUGUCAUGGAAGAAAAAAGACAAGAGUGAGAAUUAUCCGUGCUAAAGUGACUUUGUAAUGUCCACUUGAGUGGCUGGUCAGGGAUGAUACAAACUUUACGAAGAUACUUCAGGGCGGCCAUCAGAAAUGUUUUCUCGGUGAUAUUCUAUGUUAUUGGUGAAGUGUUUUUGGGACACCCAUUAAUGGUGCAUGGACACCCCCUCAGGGGACACCAGGACACACAGGAAACCCUGCCAGAAACACAGACUGAAUUAAACCCAGAACUCAGCAUGGAAAAAAUAGAGCAGAUUAAAGUUCGUCCUCCAGAUCAGAAGGAGUUUACUGUUGCCACCCCUCAAGAAUUUGUCAGGAAGUUUGGAGGCAAAAAAGUUAUCACAAGAAUCCUCAUUGCAAACAAUGGCAUUGCUGCAGUUAAGUGUAUGCGUAGCAUACGCAAAUGGGCUUACGAAGUGUUUAGAAAUGACCGUGCCUUUCAUUUCAUUGGUAUGGUAACCCCAGAGGAUCUUAAAGCUGGAGCUGAAUAUAUCAAAAUAGCAGAUACAACAGUGUGGGUGCCUGGAGGUGCGAACAACAACAACUAUGCCAAUGUGAAACUCAUUCUUGACAUUGCCACCCGUUAUGAUGCAGAUGGUGUCUGGGCUGGGUGGGGUCAUGCCUCUGAAUACCCUGAACUUCCAGCAAAGCUACACAAGAAUGGUAUUGCUUUCAUUGGUCCACCUGAAAAGGCUAUGUGGGCCCUAGGAGACAAAAUUGCAUCCAGCAUAGUUGCCCAAACUGCUGAUAUACCAACACUUCCAUGGUCUGGCUCAGGUCUAAAAGCUGAGUACAAUGACAGUGACUCUGGCUCUAGAUUGAAAAUCCCACAUGAGUUGUAUAAGCAGGGGUGUGUUGAGACUGUGGAAGAAGCACUUACUGCUGCCAAGAAAAUAGGAUUUCCUGUCAUGAUUAAAGCCUCUGAGGGUGGGGGAGGAAAAGGUAUCCGCAAAGCUGAGUCGGAAGAUAACUUUCCAGCUCUCUUUCGACAGGUGCAAGCAGAAGUUCCUGGGUCUCCCAUUUUCAUAAUGAAGCUAGCUGAAUGUGCACGUCAUUUAGAGGUGCAAAUUAUUGCUGAUGUGUAUGGCAAUGCUGUAUCACUGUUUGGACGUGAUUGUUCUGUGCAGCGGAGACAUCAGAAAAUUAUUGAGGAAGCCCCUUGUGUCAUUGCUAAUCCUGAAGUUUUCCACAAAAUGGAGCAGGCUGCUAUCAAGCUAGCGAAAUUAGUGGGUUAUGUUAACGCUGGUACAGUUGAAUACUUGUAUGAUAAUGACGGAAACUUCUUUUUUUUGGAGUUGAACCCUCGUCUUCAAGUGGAGCAUCCUUGCACAGAAAUGAUUACAGACAUAAAUUUACCAGCAGCACAACUGCAGGUUGCAAUGGGUAUCCCACUGCAUCGAAUUCGUUGUGUGCGAGUCCUCUUUGGGGAAUCUCACUGGGGUGAUAAUGUGAUAGAUUUUGACAAUUCCACGAGUAAGCCUGUGCCUAAAGGUCACUGCAUUGCUGCCCGCAUUACCAGCGAAAAUCCCGAUGAAGGUUUCAAGCCCAGCUCAGGAACAGUGCAAGAAUUAAAUUUUCGAUCCAGCAAAAAUGUAUGGGGAUACUUCAGUGUGUCAGCUUCAGGAGGACUUCAUGAGUAUGCUGACUCUCAGUUUGGUCAUUGCUUUUCUUGGGGAGAGAACAGAGAAGCAGCUAGAGAGAAUCUGGUGAUUGCUUUGAAGGAGCUCUCCAUUCGAGGAGAUUUUCGAACAACUGUAGAAUAUUUGAUUACACUCCUUGAGACAGAAACAUUCCAAGCAAAUUCUAUUGACACAGGUUGGCUGGAUCACUUAAUAGCAGCGCAGGUGAAAGGGAAGAGACCAGAGACCUUGUUAGCAGUGAUGUGUGCAUCUGUUUUAAUUGCUGAUAAUGCUAUUCAGGAUGCUUAUAAUAAUUUCUACAACUCUUUAGAAAAAGGACAGAUCCUUCCAUUGAAAUCGCUAAACAAUGUGGUUGAGGUUGACCUCAUAACAGAUGGGAUAAAGUAUCAUGUACAGGCCACCAAGUCAGGUCCUACUCAAUACUUUCUUGUGCUUAAUGGCAAUCACAAGUCUGUAGAUUUUUUCCGCAUGAGUGAUGGUGGACUGCUUCUCUCAGUUGACAGUGUUAGUCAUGUCACCUACCUCAAAGAAGAGGUGGACAAAUAUUGCCUCACUAUUGGCCAUCAGACCUGUGUGUUUGAAAAGGAGAACGACCCAACAACCCUUCGCAGUUCAGCACCAGGGAAGCUCAUCAAUUACUUGCAAGAAGAUGGAAGCCAUGUGUUUGUAGGACAACCAUAUGCUGAAAUUGAGAGCAUGAAGAUGGUCAUGGCAUUGACUGUGACGGAAUCUGGAUGCGUGUAUCACCUGAAGCGUCCUGGAGCUGUGUUGAGUGCUGGAGACAUUAUUGCAAGAAUGGAUCUUGAUGAUGCUUCCAUUGUUACAAAAGCUAAACUCUAUACAGGAGGAUUUCCAUCAAGCACAACACCUUUACCAAGGGAAGAUGAGAAACUUAAUCACAUAUACCAAACACGAAGAGCGAUUCUGGAUAAUGUUCUGAAUGGAUACUGCCUUCCAGAUGACUACUUUACCCCUAUGGUGAAAGAUACUGUUCAAAAACUAAUGAGUGUGUUGAGAGACCCAAAUCUUCCUCUUCUUGAACUACAGGAAGUCAUAUCAUCUGUGAGUGGAAGAAUACCUCAAGCUGUGGAGAAAAAGAUUCGCAAGUACAUGAUGAUAUAUGGCAGUAAUGUGACCUCUAUGCUAGCACAGUUUCCUUCCCAAGAAAUUGCAAGUGCUGUUGACAGUCAUGCUGCAUCCUUACUGAAGAAAGACCGUGAUGUGUUCUUUGUAACCACUCAAGGAUUAGUUCAACUUUGUCAACGGUACAAAAAAGGCAGCCGUGGUCGUAUGACACAGGUUGUUCAAGAACUUCUAAAAUAUUAUCUUCAAGUUGAAACACAAUUUCAGCAUGGGUCAUAUGACAAAUGCGUCCAUGCUUUGAGAGAAAAAUACAAGGAAGACAUUAGUAGUGUGCUGGCUGUACUUCUGUCACACUCACAAGUUGCUAAGAAAAAUAAGAUGGUGAUUCUUCUUAUAGAACAUCUGUGUGGUCAUGAGCCAGGCUUGACAGAUGACCUCUCUCUGAUCCUGGAACAACUUACUAAGCUCAACAGCACUGAACAUUCUCGUGUAGCAUUACGUGCACGCCAGGUACUGAUAGCUGCUCAUCAGCCAGCUUAUGAACUACGCUACAACCAGAUGGAGUCCAUCUUCCUCCCAGCAAUUGAUAUGUAUGGCCACUCCUUCCAUCCUGAGAAUCUGCAGAAGUUAAUCCUUUCGGAAACUUCCAUUUUCGAUGUGUUACACGCUUUCUUCUACCACACUAAUAUGGCUGUGAGGAUGGCUAGCUUAGAGGUUUAUGUCCGCCGUGCAUACAUCAGCUAUGACUUGACUUGUCUGUGCCAUAAAGAAUUACAUGGAGGAGUUUGUGUAGUGUUUUUCAAAUUUUUACUUCCAUCCUCACAUCCCAAUCGAAUUCCUCACAAUAAGAUGUGGAGCACAUUGGAAUAUACUGACCCACACCAUACUCCAAUUGAUUCUCCAGCUAACUUGGAGAACUGCCAGCGCAUGGGUAUUAUGGCUACCUUCAAGAACUUUGAAGACUUUGAGAUAUACUUUAGUGAUCUGAUGAAUUUCUUUCAACCUUGUGAUUUUGGAGGGCUAGAGGGAGAGAUGAGCCCACAAGAAAUGCAUAGUGGAUCCAUUAGGCUUGGAUCUUCUUUUAAGGAUUUCAUGUGCGAUUCGAAGGAGACUAAGGACCCCAUACACAUCAUGAAUAUUGGUAUACGCAUGGAAGAAGAAGAGAAAGAUGACUCCGUGCUAAGUGAACAGUUUGCAGUUUUCUGUGCUAGUAAGAAGAAAGAAUUCCAUGAAGCAGGUAUUCGGCGCAUUACAAUGGUUGUGUUUUACAAGCAGCAGUUUCCAAGAUACUUCACUUACAGGUCAAGGGACGAAUUCCAGGAGGAUCGAAUCUACCGUCAUUUAGAGCCUGCACUUGCUUUCCAACUGGAAAUCAACCGGUUGCGGACUUACGACCUGGAAGCCCUUCCAACUUCAAACCGCAAGAUGCAUUUGUAUCUAGCCAAAGCCAAGGUAGCUGAUGGUCAAGAAGUAACAGACUUCCGCUUUUUCAUCCGCUCCAUUAUCCGCCACUCUGACUUGAUCACCAAGGAAGCUUCUUUUGAAUAUCUGGAGAAGGAAGGGGAGAAACUCUUGUUAGAAGCAAUGGAUGAGCUAGAGGUUGCAUUUUCCCACCCCUUGGCAAAGCGAACUGACUGCAAUCAUGUCUUUUUAAAUUUUGUCCCAACAGUUAUCAUGAACCCAUCAAAGAUUGAAGAUUCAAUACGAUCAAUUGUCAAUCGUUAUGGGCGUCGGCUUUGGAGCUUACGUGUUCUACAAGCUGAAAUUAAAAUGACAAUUCGUCAGACCCCUCAGAGCAAGACUAUUCCCAUUCGGUUAACUCUUUCUAAUGAAUCUGGAUAUUACCUGGACAUGCACUUAUACCGUGAAGUCACAGACAAACUAACAGGACAGGUGAAAUUUUCGGAAUAUAAGAUUGAAGGUCCUCAACGGUCUCCAUGUCACACAGCAAUUUUCAACACCCGGCACCGUUACUCAUCCCCUGCCAGAGGGGUCUUCACGAUUAAAUUUGAAGGCUUUGGAGUUCGCCAAGGACCUCUACAUGGUUUGCCUAUCUCAACACCAUACAUGACUAAGGAUUACCUGCAGCUUAAGAGAUUCCAAGCGCAGACCAAUGGAACAACUUAUGUUUAUGAUUUCCCCGAGAUGUUUCGUCAGGCCCUUGAAAGAGUGUGGGAGGAGUAUCUUGUUGAACGAGGUGGAGGUAAUCUUCCCAAUCAUCUCAUGAACUUAGUGGAAUUAGUCUUGGACCAGGAUGACCAGUUAGUGGAGGAGAAGAGGCUCCCUGGUGAAAAUAAUAUUGGCAUGGUUGCCUGGCGCAUGACGCUGCACACUCCAGAGUACCCAGAUGGCCGAGACAUUAUCAUAAUUUGCAAUGACAUUACCUACCAGAUUGGUUCAUUUGGUCCACCUGAAGAUAUAUUAUUCCUAAAAGCCUCGCAGCUUGCACGACAUCUCAAGAUUCCAAGAGUCUACAUUGCAGCUAAUUCUGGUGCUCGAAUUGGUCUGGCAGAAGAAAUAAAACACAUGUUUAAAGUAGCUUGGGAAGAUCCAUCUGAGCCAGAUAAAGGAUUCAAGUACCUCUAUUUAUCACCAGAAGAUUAUAAAAAGGUUUCUACUCUUGAUUCCAUCCAUGCUGAAUUGAUUGAUGACAAUGGUGAAGCACGUUACAAGAUCAAUGACAUAAUUGGCAAAGAUAAUGGGCUAGGCGUUGAGAAUCUGCAGCACUCUGGUAUGAUUGCCGGAGAAACCCAAGCCUAUCGUGAAAUUGUUACAUAUUCUAUGGUUACUUGCCGUGCUAUUGGUAUUGGAGCUUAUUUGGUGCGACUUGGACAAAGGGUAGUGCAAGUGGAAUCUUCGCACAUAAUUUUGACUGGGUUCAGUGCACUCAACAAGCUGCUCGGACGUGAGGUUUAUAGUAGCAAUUCACAAUUGGGUGGUGUUCAGAUCAUGCAUAAGAAUGGUAUCUCACAUGAUGUUGCUCCAAAUGACUUAGAGGGCAUUCAUACCAUGCUGAGAUGGCUCUCUUAUGUUCCUAAGACUAAGGACUCUCCAUUGCCAGUACUUGAACCUAUAGAUCCAGUGAACCGUGAAGUGACCUUCGUACCAUGUCGGGCCUCUUAUGAUCCACGGUGGCUAGUUAAUGGUCGACCCUCUCCUACCAAUCCUAGUGAAUGGGAAAGCGGCUUCUUUGAUAAGAAUUCUUUCCAGGAAAUUCUAGAGCCUUGGGCACAAACGGUAAUGUGUGGUCGAGCACGGUUAGGUGGCAUACCAGUUGGUGUAAUUUGUGUGGAAACUCGAACUGUCGAGUUUAACCUUCUUGCUGACCCUGCUAAUUUGGAUUCAGAGGCAAAGACUAUCUCUCAAGCUGGCCAAGUUUGGUUCCCUGAUUCAGCAUACAAGACUUCACAGGCAAUUCAGGAUUUCAACCAUGAAAGCCUUCCUCUCAUCAUCUUUGCUAACUGGAGGGGUUUUUCAGGAGGCAUGAAAGAUAUGUAUGAGCAAGUGAUCAAAUUUGGUGCUUAUAUAGUUGAUGCAUUACGAGAGUACAACCAACCGAUAUUAGUGUAUGUUCCACCCUAUGCUGAGCUGCGUGGUGGUGCCUGGGUUGUAAUUGACUCCACUAUUAAUCAGAGAUACAUGGAAAUGUAUGCUGACCCUCUUUCUAGAGGAGGAGUCUUAGAACCUGAAGGAACAGUGGAGAUAAAAUUCAAGAAGAAGGAUAUUGUGAAGUCAAUGUCACGUUUAGACCCAAUUAUCCAUAAAUUGAACCAAGCAUUGACUGAGCCAGACCUACCUCCAGAAAAACAGGCCAGAAUUAGAAAGCAAAUACAAGAGAGACAGGAUUUGCUCAUGCCAACAUACCAUCAGGUGGCAGUAACCUUUGCUGAUCUCCACGACACCCCUGUUAGGAUGCAAGAGAAGGGUGUUAUCCAGGGUAUAGUGCCUUGGGUUCAGAGUCGUAAAGUUCUCUACUGGAGACUUAGACGCCUUUUAGCUGAGGAAAGAGUGAAGAAAGAAAUAAGAUCAAUUCAACCCAGCUCAUCCGAUGGCCAAAUUGAUGCUAUGUUGAGGCGAUGGUUCUUUGAGGAGAAAGGAUCAGUGGAGUCCUACUUGUGGGACAAGGACCAAGUUGUAGCUGAAUGGUUAGACCAGCAGAUGGAAGGUUACUGGUUUGGGGUGGAUGGGAAAUCACCUCUUGAAGAUGCUAGUACCUCUUAUCUCUCAGAAAAUCUACAGCUCAUGAAGAGAGAUGCUGCCAUAUCACAAGUCAAGGAUGUUGUAAAAGAAUUCCCAGAGAUUGCAAUGGACACCAUAGUGCAUAUUAUCCGCCGCAUGUCUCCAUCGCUUCGUUCUGAUGCCCUGAAAGCCCUCAACAACAUGGACCUCAUUAGCCAGCAGGCAGAACCUGUUACCACUCCAGACCAACAGGAUAAUUCAAACUGACACACAUGGUGGCAGUAGUAGGCCAUACUACUAGCCACAUCCAUCCAAGGUUUUUACUAACCUAGCUGCUGUACACAUUAGCUUGUUAAAUUGUCCAAAAGAUAAAGCAAAAUGCUCCAAUAAGAGGUUUAUGCAGCCUGUGCCUUUUCUAAGAGAGUACACCCCUUGAAUCCAAGUUGUCCAAAACCAGAUUAAGUGCAGCUAGUGCCAUAUGCAGUGAACCUUUCUUUAAACAUUAACUUAUAGUAAAGCCCCUGCUGUGCAGAUAGGGUGAAAUAGGAAUAAUCAUUGCACAAAAUAUAUUGGGAACUUCAAGAAAAUGUUUGCACAUUUUUUUUUUAUCUCUCUGGCCAUCUCCCACCGGGUUAUGGCAAAGUGUCAAGAAGAAAACUUUCUCAGUCACUCAUUCACUGCCUUGCCAGAAGUGUGCUGAGAUCACAGUUCAGAUGACCCCCAAACUGCAACAUCCCCAUCCCUCCUUCCUAGUGCAGGCACUAUAGUUCCCAUCUCCAGGAUUCAACUCCAGCUAAUUGGUUUUAUUGAAUCCCUUCAUAAAUGUCACACAAAUAUAUUGGGAAUUUCAAGAUAUAAGGAUUUGUUUGAAAAGUAAAUCUGAUUAUGGCUUUGGUUUUAACAUUCUGCAUAGUAGGUCUAGAUAAGUAUCUUAUGAAUAUAUUAAUAGUUAAAUGAAUAAUUUAAUUCAGAUUUAACUUUAUGAUGAGGCUUAAGAAAUGCUUAAAACAAAUUGAACAGUCAGCAUUUAAAACUGUAACACUGCCAUUAUAUAUAUACAACAGUUUAAAAGUAGAAUGCUGUCAGUACAUAUGACAGUUUAAAACUGUAAUACUGCCAAUACUUACUUCUUACUUGGGGAGGGAGGGAGGGCUUAAUAACUAAGUCUACAUAAACUGUCAGGACAAUGGCAUUGGCCUUAUUUAGAUGUGAAUUUAAAAAGAUUAAUAUUUAGUGAAGGGAUUCAGGGAAACUGGUUAUUUUUAUAUAGCCGGACUUGUGUCCUGGAAAUGGGAAGUACAAUGCCUGCACUCUAAAGGAGGUGUUCGGGAUAUUAGCAGUUUGGAGGGAUAUUGUUGUGUAUCUUUAUAGUUAUAUGCUUCUAAGCUGUUGUGUUCUGAGCACCUCUGCAAAAACUGAUUAUGUGUGAGUGAGGUGAAAAUGUUGAAUGAUGAUGAAAGUAUUUUCUUUUUGGGGAAUUUCUUUCUUUUUUGGGUCACCCUGCCUCGGUGGGAGACGGCCGACUUGUUAAAAAAAAAAAAUUGCACUUUGACAGGCAUGAUAAUGUCUCCUCCAUCAGCUAAGGUUAGUGGGUCGUGAUGUGUGUUUUAGGUAAAUUGCAUAGGUGAUUAGUAGAUAUAUUAUUUUUCAAAGUUUAUUACUGUACUUUUAUAAAUUUAUUAUUAUUUUUCUUUUCAACAUGUCGGCCAUUUCCCACCGAGGCAGGGUGACCCAAAAACAAAACAAAAAAAAAAAAAAAAAGAAAAAAAAAAAGUCACUUUUACCAUCAUUCACACUAUAACUUGUCUUUGCAGAGGCAUGCAGAUAAGUCAGUUUAGAUGUCACUCUCAAUGGCAAAUAUCCCAAACCCCUCCUUUAAAGUGCAGGCAUUGUACUUCCCACCUCUAGGACUCAAGUCCAGCUAACCGGUUUCCCUGAAUCCCUUCACAAUAUAUUACCCUCACAGUCCAACAGCUUCCCAAGUCCCAAAAACUGUUCAUCUCCACUCCUAUCUAACACGCUCGCACGUGCCUGCUGUAUGUGAAAGUCCCUUUCACACAAAACCUCUUUUACCCCCUCCUUUCAUCCUUUCCUAGGACUACCUCUAUACCAAAUAAACUUAUUUCAGCUUGUAAGGCGAGUCUGCCUCUUCUCUUUCAACUGACGGAAGUUCACUUUGUUGUAUCUACUUUUGAAUACCUACAAAGAGACAGCAUACAUUAACUCCAUCCUCUAGUAAUUUCCACUUAUUUACCACUUUUAUUUGUGUGUAGUUUCCAUCUGUCUUAGUACUUUUCUGUCUUAGUACUUUUCUAGUAAAAAAACCAAUCUUCUGUAUGCCUCAAGGUAUUUUGUAUUUUGGUUCCUCAUUCUUCAAGAGAAAGGAGGAAUUGCUCUUAUCUCAAGCACUAGUCCCAGAUCUAAUGUAGCUGGGCUGUUAGGAUAGGUUGGCUAGCGAGCUAAACUAUAUUGUUAAGCAGCGUAGAGCUAGAGAAGACAAGACAAGUUAGAUGCUUGAAGAUAUCAAAGUGCAGUAUGCAAGGGCAGAUUAUUUUAUACACGGGAGUGAGCCAAAUGAAAAGAUAUAAAUAGAAACUACAAAUAAACUAGACAUUUUUUUUUAAUAUGAGGGUAAUCAGCAUGUAAAAUCUAUUAGGAAGAGGUAACAGAGAUUGACUCCUACAUGGAUUGAAAAGUAAAGUCAUCACAGUUGAGGUGAGAGUAUCCUCAUAACAUAAUAGUCAAAAGGUGGACACCAAGAGAUGUAAUUAACUCCUUCAGAGACAAGCCUCAUAGUUAUGCAAGUAUAGUCUCACACACAUUUAUUCAUGUACAAGCACACACUUUGAUAAGUAAAUUACCAUUAAAACUAUUGUACAUCUUUUGAGAGCAUAUGAUUACAACAUAGGAAAUAUUCUGGGGUGUAGACAAAAGCAGUCUUUCCUAGAAAGGAUAGAAGACAAAGAGGUUGGGGAGGAAAGAAAUAUUAGGAAAAUGGAAGAAUCUAUAUAACUGACCCCAUAUUAAAGUCCAUGUGUAACUAUGAAAGAGUUAUUUUAUGCAAGUCAAAAGUUUGUUGAAGCCAAUAUUUAAACCUUGCUCACAACCCUUGCUGAGCAGUGGGUAAUGAAAAAGUGCAUAUGCAUGUGUACAUCGAUGUGGACGAGGUCUUCCCGAUGCUAGGGAGAGCGGGAUCACUUUUAGUGGCUUAUCAACAAAUGUGUUAUAUCAGCUAGGCUAUUUUUUGACUUGGCACCUUUUAAUAUAUUAUUUUUAUUUGUGGAAGAAAUUUUCUGUGCAUUGGUUAGAAUAUAAUAUAUUGUGCAUAAAUUUAUUUUUAUUGUAUACAGCAGGUACUGAGCCCUCAAACAAAUUUGUUACUAUAAACAUGGAAUGUACUACUGCAGUUAUAAUGUAACAUUCAAGAUAAUCAGGGCUUUUUGUUAUUUGAGAGCAGCACUUUAACUUCACAAAUAUUUUCGUUGUCAUGCAGGUACACGUGUGUAAUGGUAUUUUUUUAGGUUAUGUUAUGAAUAUAUAUAUAUAACAAAUGGCAGAGUCCAGGGAAGUAUAAAAGGCUGCUGGUCAGAUUCUCUUCUUUGCUAAUUCAACUGAAACUUUAAAUUUAGUUUAAGAGUAAAGCACAACUACUUUUAAAGCUUUUUAUUUGCUUUCUUGAUGAAAGCCUUUUAAAGGUAAUAAGGUUUGUGAUGAUCUAAUGAUAUGUAUAUUUUGCUAUUAAGUACGCAGCUCACAUUCCUAUAUGUACCUUACAACACUUUCAGUUGCUGGGCAAGAGAAGCAAAUAGAUGACAUGCGUGCACAUAAAGCACCGUACGCCUUUAUUCUAGCAGUGUUAUAAUAAAGGAGAGUUAUAUUGAGAUAACUAUGUAAAGCUCUUUAGUGAAAAUUCUGUUAUAAGGCUUGUACAGUUUGUGUGCUUGUCAUUCCUUACUUGUUGUCUGUUAAUGAGUGCCAUAUUAUGGCUUAAAUAUUUAAAAAAUUAAAAAAAAAAAAAAAAAACUGAUAGACUCUUUGCUGGCCAAAGAACUCCAUUAAAUGAUUAUUUGCUAUUUUUAAACUGAGGUCUUAGAUAAAAUAAACUGAUUCAGUUAAUAUGUUUGAAAUGUUUUGUGUGAUGCCCCGUGUUAGGAUCAUUACACUGUAAUUCUUCACACAACGAUAAUCACGUCACCAUUUAACACAUUGAUAUCUUUUGUGUGGUAUUUCUAUAGCUUCAAUUGUUGGCUGUUUACGUAAAGGAUUGUUCAUCAUUGUAUAAACUAUGUGCUGCAUGUAUGUCUUAGUCAUUAUAUACCACAGUGACAUUUUCAGUAUAGGUAUCAUUCAAUUUAUGGAAGCUCAUUGAGAAUGGUUAAGCAAGUAAGAAUCAAAGUCAAUACUAUGGCUGGGACAGUUAAUAAAUAACCUGCACAUAGAAGAGAAAAUUUAAGACAUUUCAGUCCAUCGUAGACCACCGUAAAUCAAAGCUGUCUUGAUAAUAGGCCAGGAUAGGAUGAAAUGUCAUAAGUUACCUCUCCUAAGUGUUUUUUAUUUGUAAAUCAGUAAGGCAUUGAAUUAAUUCACUUAAGCAAGGCUAAUGAAUGCCAGCAAGGAGUAGUCAGAAGUUUAAUAGGUAGUGUAUGUCUCAUGCUUAGUGGAUGGAGGAUUGAGCCUCCCUAGUAAUUGUACAGAAUAAUCCACAGGGGAUUAGCCCUUUAUACAAAAUAACAGUGAACAUUAGCAUUCUUAUGUUCGCAUGUUCUUUUUUUUGUGUGUAAGUUACCACAGUAUUUAAAGAAACAGAAAUUCAUUGAAUAAUGUGCCACAUGUUAACUAAAGAUGUGUAGGUGUUAUGUAUUAAAAGAAAAUUGGGUCACAAUUAUGAAAAUGAGCACUAUUUCAAAGUUUUGUUCAUGCAUAAUUGUUUUUAUGCUCUGCUGUGGCAUUCAUUACAGUUUAUAUUAUAAAUAUACACACAAAAAAAAAAAGGCACAAAUAUUUUGUGCCAAGUCUGGUGUGCAUAUUAAUGGUAAUAGUGUAGCUGAAAAGAUCAUUCUAACCAAAGUUUAUAUGUAAAACCUACAUAGGAAUAUAGCUUUAAUGUCUAUUUGGAAAAAAAAAAAUAGGUGGAGAUUUUUUAAUUUAGGGAUUUAAGUGCCAGUGAUGAAAAUAUGUAAAGAAAACCACACGAGUUACUUUUAUAAUGUGAAAAUAUAUGUAAACAUUUAUGGCACUUGUGUAAUCUUGGAGCAAACUAGACAAAUACAUAAUUGAAAUAUCAUAAAUGAAUGCUAGUCAGGAUAUACGUUUCAUCAUUUGAAAGAAUAUAAAGGCUCAGUAAGAUAUAAAAUAGUUUAGAUGUUAUAUAUUACAACCUUAGUGUCAGUGGCAAGAUGUUUUGCAUAUUUGAAGUGUGCAGUUCUUUGCUAUAUGUCAUUUUUGAUACAAGUAAUCUUUCUUCAGAAUGAAUAGUUGAUUUCCAAAAGACUUGACUAAAUCCCAUAGUAUGAUAGGAAGUAAUAAAUUUUCAGCAAGGCAUGGAAAUUUCCAGUUUUGCCCAUAUUUUUCAAUUGUUCUGCUAGCAGAGACAAUCUAAAAGGGAAUAAAGAGAAAUCGCAGCAAUACACAAGAUAUGACACCUGCACAUAGCUGACUGCAAUAGUAGCAGUCUGGCAUCUAUAACUUUUCAAAGGUUAAGGGCUUUUGAUCGAAGUAAUGAGAGCUAUACUUCCUUUUGAAUCAAACAUGAUUACCUUCUGUUCCCUAGGCAUUAUUUAACCCAUAUAGGUUCAGUAUUCCCAUGAAUAUAAUGAUAAUGGCAGCCAAGAGACCAGGGUUUUAAAUAUCCGGUGGACUCGGCCGAAAUUGAAUUCGAGCAUGAAGAUUUGAAAUUUAGGCUCGGGAAAUAUAUCUUUUUAUCUUUUAAAUGUAAAAUACUAAUAAUGCAACCAAGUGGGGAAAAUAUAUUUCGAUAUACUAGAGGCUUAUUUAUCUUCGAUACACUCUUCUCUCUGAAUUUCCCGAGGUAGCACGGAUGACACGAGAGCCUCCAAGUAUACCCGAUUUUGUUUUUAUUCUGCUACACUUUAUAAUUAUUUUUAAUUCCUAUGCAUCUCACAAUUUUGUAAUUUCUCUAGUUAUCGUAUGUUGUAACACACAUCUUUCUCUGUAACCUUGCACCUUUUAUUCUUUACUUUGCUACUUAUUUCUUACUACUCAAUGAUAAUAUAUACAUGCCUCACAGUUCUAUUGUUAUACAGUGGACCCCCGCAUAACGAUCACCUCCGAAUGCGACCAAUUAUGUAAGUGUAUUUAUGUAAGUGCGUUUGUACGUGUAUGUUUGGGGGUCUGAAAUGGACUAAUCUACUUCACAAUAUUCCUUAUGGGAACAAAUUCGGUCAGUACUGGCACCUGAACAUACUUCUGGAGUGAAAAAAUAUCGUUAACCAGGGGUCCACUGUAUACUAUAGUUGAAAACUGAAAUGUUACUCAAAUUUCCUAAACAAUGACACAUUGGUAGAGAUCUCAAAAACUUGUUUUUUAUAAACUACAUUGCAGUGCAUCCAUGAUAUUGUCAACAUUUCCUUCUUAAACCUCUUCUAGCCUUGUAGGUUCUCGAGCUUCCUUUCAUCAAAUGAAACAAGACUGCCUUUCCCAGGCACUAAAUGACCUAAUGGGUUCAUUGCUUCCCAUGAAUACAUGACAAUAAUAAUAAUAAUCUUGAAGGAUAGUACAACAUCCAUCAGAAUGUAAAUACAUUCAUAGUAACUAAUGAAAUGUGCUUAGUUUUGAUUAUAGUAGUACACAAAGGGAACCUUUUAUAUAUGAUUGUAUGACUCUUAAAUUAAUCAAAUAGGAAUUGCCAUACAUACUGUUGUUGCUCCUUAUCCUGUAAAUAAUUUUGAUAUACUGAAAUGUGAAAGGCUUACAGUAGCAUGCAGCAUACCUACGAUAAAAAAAACUGCAAACUCACUGUUAAGGAAGGUCCUCUGAAGUCAAAGCAAAGUAUUUCUAGAUAUCUACCUCAGGCUGAAUUUUUCUUGAAAACAUUUAUGGGUAAACUGAACUGCUAUUCUGAAAUAUAUACCAAUUUUAAGUAUGUCCAGUGCUGUACUACAUUUUACAUUUAUGGGGGCUUUCAUAAAGAAUUCUUUAUUUUUGUUUAAUUUUGUAUCACCUUAAAAAAAUGAAAAA
Molecule: messenger RNA, 14186 nt
Organism: Cherax quadricarinatus
Lineage: Eukaryota; Metazoa; Arthropoda; Malacostraca; Decapoda; Parastacidae
Gene: ACC
Product: acetyl-CoA carboxylase
Biological process (GO): fatty acid biosynthetic process
Cellular component (GO): mitochondrion
Molecular function (GO): ATP binding; acetyl-CoA carboxylase activity; metal ion binding
Source: RefSeq, a predicted model, not a curated record